Messenger RNA from Acomys russatus (golden spiny mouse), 1291 nucleotides. RefSeq names its product centrosomal protein 70 (gene Cep70). The coding region runs from base 154 to 1101 and encodes 315 amino acids. Gene Ontology annotation, molecular function: gamma-tubulin binding. The record is from RefSeq and is a predicted model, not a curated record. The transcript is spliced from 10 exons. Lineage: Eukaryota; Metazoa; Chordata; Mammalia; Rodentia; Muridae. Gene Ontology annotation, cellular component: centrosome. Gene Ontology annotation, biological process: regulation of microtubule cytoskeleton organization; cilium assembly.
CUUUGGCUCGAUUGGUCAGCCUGGCUUGCGCUUAACGGUCGCGGAGGCGGAGCCGAGGCGGUGGGGCGGGCACGCUGCGGGCUGCAGGAGGUGGCCAAGGGAACUCAAAUUUUUUUAUCACCGAUCUCUACUUUGGAUUCUACAAAAGAACUGAUGUCUCUAACAGCCCCUAAAGCCCAGGAUUCCAGCCAGUUAUCAAACAGACUCAUGAUUGAAAAACAGCAGGAGGAAGCAGAAUGGGAGAGCAUAAGUGUGCUGCUGAUGACGCAUGGCUUCAAACCUUUGUGUCUAGUCAAAAGAGCCGACCUCAAAGAUCUCAUCGUUUUUGACAAGCAGUCAUCACAAAGGAUGAGGCAGAAUUUGAAAAUGUUGAUGGAGGAAACAGCCCGUCAGCAGAGCAUGAUACAGGAGCUCAUCGAGAAGAAUCUGCAGCUGAAAAGUGAACUUCAGCUAGAACAGAGCCGAGCAGCACACCAGGAGCAGCGCGCCAAUGACCUGGAGCAGAUCAUGGACAGCGUCAAAUCCAAAAUUGGUGAAUUGGAAGACCAGUCCCUAAACAGGGUUUGCCAGCAACAAAGCAGAAUAGAAGACCUUCAGAAAGAGCAUAAGAUGUUACAGAUGAAAUGCCAGCAUUAUAAGAAAAAACAAAUAGAGCAAGAAGAGACCAUUGCUUCUUUGCAAAAGGAUAUCUACAGGUUUACCAAAGAGGAAGACGAGCGCAUCAUCACUCAAAACAGAGUGUUUGCACAUCUCUGCAGAAGAGUUCCUCACUCGGUCUUGGAUAAACAAUUGCUUUGUCUUAUUGAUUACUAUGAAUCUAAACUUCGAAAACGCCACACAAAAAGGCAGAGCAAGGAAGAUGACAGUCAGUCAGAAGAAGAAAAAGACUAUGGAAGCCUGGAUGCCUCACCAAGUUACAAAGGCCUUCUGAUGUCAUUACAGAAUCAACUCAAGGAAUCAAGAUACAAGAUUGAUGUGCUGAUGGGCGAAAAGCUGAAACUCCAAAAAGAUCUGGAAAGCAGGCCCACAGAACAUGAAUUAAGACUUUAUAAACAACAGGUGAAGAAGCUGGAAAAGGCCCUUAAGAAAAGAGUCAAGUAAUUCCAUUUUGUCAAAGUUUCAGCUUGUAGCUAGGUCCUGUGUUUUAUUAUUUGUUUUUAUAUUCAUCUGCUGUUGUGUACUGUCCUUGGCUUGGCAUUGCCGGGCUGCAGGGGUGUGACAUUACAAGCAUGUUUGAACCAGGCGUGCUAGCAUGAGCCUGUAAAUCCCAGCACCGUGGACUCUGGGCAGG